This is a messenger RNA of Lodderomyces theae, 1212 nucleotides long. RefSeq names its product acetyl-CoA C-acetyltransferase (gene ERG10). Gene Ontology annotation, biological process: ergosterol biosynthetic process; fatty acid beta-oxidation. Lineage: Eukaryota; Fungi; Ascomycota; Pichiomycetes; Serinales; Debaryomycetaceae. Gene Ontology annotation, molecular function: acetyl-CoA C-acetyltransferase activity. The record is from RefSeq and is a predicted model, not a curated record. The transcript has a single exon. The coding region runs from base 1 to 1212 and encodes 403 amino acids.
AUGACUGUUCCUCCAGUAUACAUUGUCUCCACUGCUCGUACCCCAAUCGGUUCAUUCCAAGGUGGUUUGUCAUCAUUAAGUUACACUGAUUUGGGUGCUCACGCCGUCAAAGCUGCUUUGGACAAGGUCCCACAAAUCAAACCGGAGACUGUUGAUGAAAUUGUAUUUGGUGGAGUUUUGCAAGCCAAUAUCGGUCAAGCACCAGCUAGGCAAGUUGCUUUGAAAGCUGGUUUACCAGAGAGCAUUGUUGCUUCCACUAUUAACAAAGUUUGUGCUUCAGGGAUGAAGGCCGUUAUUAUUGGAGCUCAAAACAUCAUCACCGGUAGCAGCGAUAUCGUUGUUGUUGGAGGUGCAGAAUCUAUGAGCAAUACGCCAUACUACUUGCCAAGUGCCAGGAGCGGUGCCAGAUAUGGAGAUGCCUCUAUCGUUGAUGGUAUUCAAAAGGAUGGUUUGUUGGAUGUCUAUAGCUCUAAAUUGAUGGGUGUUGCCGCCGAAAAAUGUGCCAAGGACCAUUCAAUCACAAGAGAGCAACAAGACGCAUUUGCUAUCAAUUCUUACAAGAAGGCCGCUGAUGCUGCCACCAAGGGUAAAUUCAGCAAUGAAAUCAGUCCAAUCACCGUCAAGGGAGUCAGAGGUAAGCCCGAUGUUACCAUCAGUGAAGAUGAAGAAAUCAAAAACUUUAAUGAAGCAAAAGUCAAGGCAGCUAGAACUGUAUUCCAAAAGGAGAAUGGUACUGUUACUGCUCCAAAUGCAUCUAAAUUGAACGAUGGUGGUGCUGCAUUGAUCUUGGUUUCUGAGGCCAAGUUGAAGGAAUUGGGAUUGAAACCAUUGGCAAAGAUUGUCGGUUGGGGUGAAGCUGCAAGAGCACCAAUUGACUUCACUAUUGCUCCGUCAUUGGCCAUUCCAAAGGCUUUGAAGCAUGCCAGCGUCUCACAAGAUAAGGUUGACUUUUAUGAAUUGAAUGAAGCCUUUUCAGUUGUCGGUUUGGCCAAUUGUCAACUUUGCAACAUCCCACAAGAUAGAGUCAACAAAUAUGGUGGUGCUGUUGCUAUGGGUCAUCCAUUGGGCUGUUCAGGUGCUAGGAUUAUUGUCACUUUGAUCUCUGUCUUGUCACAAGAAGGUGGUAAGAUUGGAUGUGCUGGUGUAUGUAAUGGUGGAGGUGGUGCUUCAGCUAUUGUUAUUGAAAAAGUUGAACACGACACCAAAUUAUAG